AUGUUCGAGUUUAAUGAUAGCGCCUUCGAACAUGGCCGGCAGGAUAUCGAAGGAUUACCUCCUUCGGUCAAAACAUAUCGCUACAGUAAUAUGGACGAUUUCUGCCAGAUCAUCUGGCUUGAGGAUGACCGUCUCUAUGGUUCUUUCCGCGUUGGACAAAAGGCAAAAGCGUGGGCAAACACUGGUGAGAAAGACAACACUAAGAAUACGCCAGGCGAAGAUCAUAGCCCCGAGGAAGAAGACCACAGCGAACACCUCAUCUUCUUUAUUGAACCAACGGUUUUCGAGCACGACUUCAUCAACUCGGAUCCCCCUGUUCGUACCAAUACAUUUUUCAAUCCGAAAACAAAAAUCCUUAUCGUCAAAAUGCUCGGCCCGGUGCACGAACAAGCCAAAAUGGCUUUCCACGACAUGCUUAAACUGGCCCUUGAGCCAAUGGGCCUGCAUAAAGCAAUUCAAUCCUGGGGAAACACAGGGAUGCUUGCCAUAGAUGGCACAACGAAGCAGGCAGACGGGGGGUGGGGUCCACGAAGACCCCCCGAAGCACUCCUAGGAGACCCACGGUUAUUUUGGAGGUCGCCAAUUCGGAGACUUACGCCAAGCUCCGCCGUGAUGCUCAGUACUGGAUAA
Molecule: messenger RNA, 630 nt
Organism: Penicillium bovifimosum
Lineage: Eukaryota; Fungi; Ascomycota; Eurotiomycetes; Eurotiales; Aspergillaceae
Exons: 2
Coding region: 1-630 (209 amino acids)
Source: RefSeq, a predicted model, not a curated record